CGAACCAUUGUUGAUAUAUUGAUCGCAGCUGUAGUUGAUACCCCUAUUCCUACAUACAUGAGGAGCACUGCUCGAGUAUUCCUAUCCAAAUUCUUCAGAACAGAGGAGUGAACGUGGCUCUGGAUGUAAAUGGCUUCAACACCUGUCGUCGGCAGUGUAAAGUCCGACCAACCCGGCACGCUUUUCCAAAAUGAUUUUAGUCUGCGUCCGGGCGAGGCCACACAACACAUAAAUUUUCCCACGCUUCACCUCUUCACUUCUUCACCUCAACGUUUCUCGCUCGCACCGUCGCACCCCUAUCAGAAGCAGGUCUGGAGCAUAGCUCCGAUGCUCGCGGCUCUUUAUAAUGUCUUUUAUUUUUCCAUCUUGAGCACGAGACACUUAGCAGCGUUCAUCCUUGGCACAAGUAAUGUACGUGUUCUUCAAUCUCUUUCAUUCUUGUCUUCCUGCAAUGAUGAAUAGCCUCUUUCUAUAAAUUGUUUCAACCCCUUCUGAUCUACCUUGAUUAGAAUUGUGCUUUUGACACACUGAAAAUGACUUCCGCCUGAUGUUCAUACCUCUUAGCUCAGUACUGUCGCGCGCUAAUAGCUAUUUAGAACUAGGUGCGA
Pseudovirgaria hyperparasitica is the source of this 608-nucleotide messenger RNA. RefSeq lists its product as uncharacterized. The transcript has a single exon. The coding region runs from base 130 to 462 and encodes 110 amino acids. The record is from RefSeq and is a predicted model, not a curated record. NCBI's taxonomy places the organism in Eukaryota, Fungi, Ascomycota, Dothideomycetes, Acrospermales, Acrospermaceae.